Messenger RNA from Carica papaya (papaya), 702 nucleotides. Its product is annotated as nodulin-related protein 1-like. Gene Ontology annotation, biological process: regulation of abscisic acid biosynthetic process; response to heat. The record is from RefSeq and is a predicted model, not a curated record. NCBI's taxonomy places the organism in Eukaryota, Viridiplantae, Streptophyta, Magnoliopsida, Brassicales, Caricaceae.
CAUCUGCUUUUCUCUGCAAUAUCUUGUAAGACAAACUAGUUGAAUCUCUCGUCUCUGCAUCUCCAUCAAUGGACCACAAAUCCGAUAACCAUCACAAGAAGCCAUCUCCGUCUGAGUUGCUCUCCAGCGCCAAGCAGGUUGCUGAGGCUGCGAAAGCCACGCUUCAUCACGGCAACACCAAGAUCGACAAGGCCAAAAUGGCCGGAGCUGCCGCGGAUCUUCUAGCCGCAGCCUCGCACUAUGGGAAGCUGGAGGGGAAAAGCCUCGGCAAAUAUGUUGGAAAAGCUGAAAACUAUCUCCAUCAAUAUCACACCUCUCAUUCCACCUCCUCCGCCGCUAACGAGCACUCCAGCCAUGGUUCAGGAACUGGGUACGGAGAUUACUUAAAGGUGGCUCAAGGUUUCUUAAAGAAACACUGAUUAUACUCAUCUAUGUCAGUUUGUCUUUUAGUUUUUAGUGAUAUAAUCAAAUCAUGCUUGUGGGUUGUUUCUCAUUUUGUUUAUAAGUUUUACUUGUUGAAUCUGGAUUUUAUCACUGUUUAAUUUUAGCUUAUCCAACAUGGUUGGUAAUGGGAUCAGUUUCUACCCAUGAUGAUUUUCACUCGUUGAAACAUCAAAUAGUUUUAUAGAAAAAUAAAACAUCAAUCAUAGGAGCCAUGUAAAUACAGUUCAUGUUUAAGAAAUGUUGUGCUUAUGCUGUGUC